AUGGUGGCUAAGGACAACGUGAUCGGUGGUGAACAGGUAUCCCCUUUGGUGGCAAAGAUUAGGCUGCAAUUAAACUGUGAUGGUGGUGAUGGUGAUCUUCCUCCUAUACUUGAUUGCAACGGCAAUGGGACAGGCUAUGGCGGCAAUGGGACAGGCUAUGGCGGCAAUGGUGAGGGUGGUCCUGCUGAGGGCAGCGGCUGUUUGGUCGCUAGGUAUGCCAGGAGAAUUCCAAAGAAAUUUGUCAUGAAAUAUGGAGAAGAUGUAUCAAAUUCAGCUUUUCUUAAGCUUCCAAGCGGUUCUGAGUGGGAAGUGGAAUUGACAAGGUGCAACGGUAAGGUUUGGUUUGAAAGGGGCUGGCCAGAGUUCUCUAAGUUCUGCUCUUUAGACUACGGUGACUUCCUAGUUUUUCGAUAUGAAGGGAAUUCUAUAUUCCAAGUUUGCAUAUUCGAUAGAACUGCCACAGAAAUUGAUUAUCCCAUAACAAUGCCCGAUAUGGAAAAGACGGAUCAUGAAGAUGAAGAAGAUGAUAAUAUAUCUAUUGAAAUCUCGGAGGAUUCUCCACCCCACCCGAAAACAAGGGAGAAAUCUCCAUUACCAUGCCCUCCAUCAUUCAAAAAAAUGAGAACAAGUUGGAGUGGUAAAGCAGCCGACACGAUGUUUGGAAAUGAUGGCGGAGGCUCGUCUAGUGCACGAAGAUACCAGAAGGGAACAGUUGAGGCUAUUGGGGAGAUGCAUUCACUGAAUAAAAGUGAAAAAGCUCAAGCUCUAUGGAGAGUUGAUGCUUUCAUAUCUGAAAACCCUCACUUCAAGGUCGUAUUGCAGCCUUCAUAUGUGCAACAAAGUUAUUUGGGUUUUCCAGUGAAGUUUUUCAAGAGAAAUGUAAUUAAAGACGCUGAUAAUGUCACCCUUCGGGUUUCAAAUGGAAAAACUUGGUCCGUCAAGUUCAAAUAUGAAAAAUCAAGGGCCAGACUCCAGCAUGGUUGGCUUGCAUUUGUAAAGGACAAUUGUUUGAAAGUGGGUGAUGUGUGUGUCUUUGCCUUGAUUAAGGACAUUAAGCUUUUAUUUCAAGUCGAAUUUUUUCGAGCUACAAGUUUCCCCUUGCUACCAGUGGCAGGGCAUGGUAGAGGUGUAAUUGAACAAGUUGAACAUAGUAGAAGCUCAAUAAUUAAAGUGGAAUCGGAUUGCAGCAUGAAUUGUGAUAUGACCUCUAUUAGUCCUUCUCCUCAUGAAAUUGGCAAGAACAAAAGGUCAAAAACUAGUGGGAAGGUUGCUCAAAGGCGUUGCUCAUCUUUAAGGGUUCCAAGGGUUAAUCUUGAAGCUGCCAACAAGUUCAUUCCAAACAAUCCCUUCUUCAAAGUCUCUCUUGGGGCUUGUCAUAUGGAGAAGUCAAAUGUGAGUGUACCAACUAGUUUUAUCAGGCAGUUCAUAAAGCGACUGGAGAAACAAACAGUGAUGCUUCAGGUUAAAAAUAGAUUGUGGCCUGUGAAUUUGAUUCCUUAUGCUUAUAGUAAUCAACGACUAUCAACCAAACUUUGUGGCGGUUGGAUUGCAUUUGCCAGGGAACAUGAUUUGAAAGGAGGUGAUGUUUGUGUAUUUGAGCUUAUGGAGAUGAAAGCCAAUAUUGUACUGAAAGUUCACAUUUUUAGAUGUGAUUAG
Molecule: messenger RNA, 1656 nt
Organism: Rosa chinensis
Lineage: Eukaryota; Viridiplantae; Streptophyta; Magnoliopsida; Rosales; Rosaceae
Product: B3 domain-containing transcription factor VRN1
Exons: 6
Coding region: 1-1656 (551 amino acids)
Molecular function (GO): DNA binding
Source: RefSeq, a predicted model, not a curated record